GCGACUUCCUGUAAGCUAUUUGAGCAAAGCUUGAUAUGAGAAGGUUUUACACCACAUCACAAGUCUGUACAUGAGCCAGAAGCAGUUACCCUUCGAGCACACAAUGAUGUAGAUCACUGCGGUAAUUCAUCAUGGACCAGAACACAUCUUCGGGUCUCCCACCAGUAUUCAAAACAGUCAGCCUGGUGUUCUACAGUAUCAUAUUCUCUGUAGGCUUGGUGGUCAAUCUCACAGCUAUCUGGGUCUUUGCUCUAACUACAAAAAAAAGGAGUUCUGUCACCAUCUACAUGAUCAAUGUGGCUGUGGUGGACCUCAUCUUCAUUGUCUUGCUUCCCUUUAGAAUGGCCUACUAUCAUGGGGACUACUGGCCAUUUGGUGAUAUGUUCUGCAGAAUCAAUGCUGCACUCACCAUUCUCUACCCAAGUCUGGCUCUCUGGCUCUUUGCCCUCAUUAGUGCUGACCGCUACGUAGCCAUAGUUCAGCCACGGCAUAGCAAAGAGCUAAAGAACGUACACAAGGCCCUGCUGUCAUGUGUCGGGGUCUGGGUCAUGACCCUUGGUGGUGCAGCAUCACUUCUUUUCCUGGAGGAAGAUCCAGACAAAUUUUCAAACCAUACCACCUGCCUGAAAAUGCAAGACAUCGUCUACCUGAGCCGUGACAACUCUGUCCAUUAUGCUCGUCUAGCGUUCUUUUUCUUAUUGCCCAUGCUUAUUAUGGUGGGCUGUUAUAUCAUCAUUGUGGACAACCUGAUUCAUGGACGCACAUCCAAGCUCAAGCCCAAUGUGAAGCAAAAAUCCAUCCGUAUCAUCAUCACAUUAAUCAUGCAGGUGCUGGUGUGCUUCGUUCCUUUCCAUGUCUGCUUUGUUCUUCUGCUGUUUGAGAACAGUGAACAGGACUAUAGCACCUGGGGUGCAUUCACAACCUUCCUGAUGAACAUGAGUACAGUGCUGGACAUUAUACUGUACUAUAUUGUUUCUAAGCAGUUUCAGGACCGAGUGAUAAGUGUGAUCCUGUACCGGAACUAUCUGAGAAGUGUGCGAAGAAAGAGUCGACAUACAGGAAGUGUACGUUCUCUCAGUAACCUUACCAGUGCUGCCAUGAUCUGAUUAUUUUAACCUGGUUUGAACAUGGCCCAAAAAAAAAAACUAAGGUUUUGUUUAACUGCCUUUAGUUUGGAUUAUGGUGGGAGACGUUGUGGCCCAUUCAUGUGUGAAAGCUUUUUAAUAAUUUGAUGGGUCCUGGAAUAUGCUCAUGUCGUCAAGGAAGAAAAAAAGUAUUGAUAAGAUAACGGGGUCAUUCCGUACAACUGAAGGAACCCCAGAUCAUAAUACUGCCUCCGGAGACUUGUACUUGGACUAAAGCCAUUAAAAAAUUAAAUAAAAAUAAAUCCCCUUCCCAACUGUGUUUGACUGGGAGUAAGUUAGUAACCUAGUAGCCCAGUGUAAGUGUCUAUCCAAUGACGGAAACUAAGCACUUUUUGUAACUCACUCUGGGUAAGAGCAUCUGCCAAAUGCCUAUGUAAAUGUAUAUGUACAGUGUCCAGUAUGCAUGCAUAACUUCAUGCCCUUCUUUUUUUACCUGACAUACCAAUCGCUCUGGAAUACGGUCAAUCUGAACUCAUCAGACCACAUAAAAUUUUUCCAUUGCUCCAAAGUCUAAUCUUUAUGCUGCCUAGCAAAGCUCACUAACAAAUGGUUCUCUUAUGGCCACACAGCUGUUUAGUCUUAAUCCUGUGAGUCCUGUGAGUUCUCAUCACACUGUGUGUGAAAACGUUUGUACUGUUAUUAUUAAACAUAGCUGUGACUCCUACUGUUGAAUUUUUUUUAUGAUGUGACCUCACUAAGUGUUUAAGUGAUCUGUAGUCAUGAUUUUUUUUUUUUCGGACCAUUUCUUGUUUGAAACUGAGAGUUCAGCACUAUCACUCCAGGUUUUAAUAAUGUGUUGGACACGUGUGUUGGUACAAAAUGAUGGCAAACAAGACUAUAAAAGAGGAACAUACUGAAGCCUAGACAAUUUCACUUUCGUUAGUUAAGCACUAUUCAAAAUGAAAGUUCUUUCUGGCGGGCAUGAUGGGUUCUGCAAAUGUUGCUUUCAGUUGCAAAGGUGAACUAAGGCAAGGAAUUAUCUCUCCCAGAUCACUGUUUAAAAGAAUUAAGGAAAUCGUUAUUCAAAAAAUGCAUAACAUUUCAAGUAUGGAAUCUAAUGCAGAAUAUUUGUGUAAAUUUUUAUUCUGGAUUGAAUGUUGUCUUCAGUGUUAAAUGGGAAUUCUACUUAAUGAAGGAUUAAAAGGGGGAAAAACAUGUUUGCUUCAAAUCA
Molecule: messenger RNA, 2316 nt
Organism: Clarias gariepinus (North African catfish)
Lineage: Eukaryota; Metazoa; Chordata; Actinopteri; Siluriformes; Clariidae
Gene: gpr18
Product: G protein-coupled receptor 18
Exons: 2
Coding region: 132-1106 (324 amino acids)
Biological process (GO): positive regulation of Rho protein signal transduction; phospholipase C-activating G protein-coupled receptor signaling pathway
Cellular component (GO): membrane
Molecular function (GO): G protein-coupled receptor activity
Source: RefSeq, a predicted model, not a curated record